AUACUCUUAUAAAAUCAGAAAGAGCGUCAAUUCUAUAAGGAUUAUAGAACCGGUAUUUUUACCGUGGUUCAUAUCGUAUAGUAUAAUUGCGCUGAUGUAUGUUAGCAAUGUGGUAAAUAUUUGUUGUUUUGAUGAUUGAGAUCGAUUGUAGCUACGGUUUUUGGCUAUAAACUAAAAAAAAAAAAAAAAAAGAAUAGCGUUAUAUAAUUGUAAAAGGAAUUAGUGUAUUGUCAAUUUUUCACGUAGUGUUGAAAAGAUGGAGACGGGAGAUGAAAAUGAACACAACGUGCUUCAUGAAGUUCUAAAUGAAGAAGAAUUGACGCAAGUACCCGAGGUAAUUAAGAAAAAACUCGGUGUUUAUUUUAACACGAAAUUUGAGGAAUUCAUAACCGCCAAAGCGGUUUUUGAAAGUAAUCGCAAAAAUCUUGAACAAAGUUUAGAAAAUGUCCAAAAAGAAUUAGCAGAUACAAAAUCAAAUUUUGAUGAAUGUAAUGGAAAAUUAGAAUUGGCAGCAAAAUAUAGUACUGAGUUACAAAUUAACUUAGAUGAGGUAAAGAGUGAAGUACAAAAAUUACAAGAAUCCGUUAAAAGGUUAGAAAAAGAAAAUGGCGAUUUACGGAAACAAAGGGAUACUGCUGUGGAUGAGAGGGAUACGUUGCAAUUACAAGUGGAACGAAGAGAUUUUGAAGUUGAAAGAAUGCGUACUGAAUUAUCUUCGCUUGGAACUCAAUUACAAACUGCUGUUGCUGCUAAAUGUCAAGCUCUUGCAGAAGCAGAAGAAGUCCGUAGCCGUGACAUGACUUUGGAUUUUAAAGAAAAACGUUUGGAACAAGAGAGAACGCUUCUUUCUCAACAAAUAGUUGGUUUAGAAGAAGAAUUAAGCAAAAGAACGUCAGAAUUACAAGCAACUAGAGCUGAAGCAUCGGCACGAGCGCUUCUAACCGAUACUCGUUUAUCACAACGUGAUGAAGAGUUGCGAAUUGCUAAUGAAUCAUCAGCACAAUUGCGUGAAUCUUAUUCGUCACUGCAACGACGUUGUGAAGACCUCUCUCAAAAAUUGGAAGAACAACGAACACACGAAAUAUCUAUGCACUCUUCAUACCGGGAAGAAAUUGGAGCUCAAACUAGAUUGGCAGAUCUUUAUAAAGGAAUGGCAGAUGAAGCAAAUGCAAAAGCUGAAGAAUUUAUAAAUGCUGUUAAAGAACUUCAGGAAUUGUUAGAACAUGCUACUGAACAGUUUGGUCAAUUAGAAACAAAACAUAAUCAACUUCAGUUGCAACACAAUCAAGAUCUUCAGGAAAAAGAACAACAAAUUAUUGAACUUACUAAAGAAUUAGAAAAUGCGAACGAAUUAUUGAAAAAUAUUAAGCAAGAAAGAUUAGAUCAAGCCGUUGAACAAUUGGCACCAACAGCAGCUAUAGCUAGUAGAAUUUUAAAGAAAGGAUUAAGUCUUACACAAAUUUAUACACAAUUAGUUGAAGCAACUAAUGAAUUGACAACGGAACGCGAAGAAAAUGAACGUUUGAAAUCACAAAUGGAUGUUAUUCUACGUGAACUUGAAGAUAAAGCACCUGUAUUACAGCAACAGCGUGAAGAUUAUGAAACUGCCACAAAUCAUGUUACUACAUUGACAGCACGAUUAGAUGAACUUCUUGGAGAAAAUCAUCGUCUGCAGGAAACUGCGGAUGAAGCUAAUCGUAUAGCCAAACAUCAUACUAAAGAAAAUCAAAGAUUAAAAUCAGAACUUGCUGAUUUAGCUAGACAGGUAUGCUUCCUCCUUAAGGAAGUUCAAGAAAAUAGAGUUGGUAAUAGUAUACAUACAAAUGAAUUUUCAACUAUGAAUACAGAUGAUUUGGCCUCAUCACAAAUCAUUACUAAAAAGCUUGUAACAUUUAAAGAUAUUGAAGAAUUACAAGAAAAUAAUCAAAAAUUAUUAUCUAUCGUACGUACAUUAUCAUCGAGACAAGAAGAAAUGGAAAGGGCUACGGAUGAGAUUAAUUCUGGUGAAAUGAAAGAGAAAUUAGAUAGGUACUUGGAACAAUUGGCAGAUAUGCAAGCAGCUCAAGAUAGGCAAGCUAAAAUGUUGGAAGGUUUGCUAAGGCAACGUGAUAUGUAUAAAAAUAUGUAUCAACAAUGUUUGAAACAAUCUACUACAACAGAAAUGAAAGAACUUCCUAAUGAAGAAAAUAAAGAAUUAAAUACAAGCGCAAUAGAAAGCUUAAAUGACAAUGAUAAAUCUAAAGCUUCAGUAGAUAAUGAAAAAGAAAAAGAAUGGGAACGAAAAUAUAAUGAAAUUGAGAGUAAAUUAAAACAGAUUACGGACGAAUUUGAAAUAUACAGAAAAGAAAAGAUAGCGCAUGAACGAAUGUUGGGUGAAGAAGUUGAGAGACAUAGAAAAGAGGCAGACGCAAGUUCUGCUCGUUGUUGCAGAUUAAAAGCUCAAUUGGAUUCUGCAAACGAGCGUUUCCAACUUCUACAAGCGAAUGUUGCAUCUUAUAAAUCACAAAUAAAAGCAUUAGAAGAGAAAUGUUGUAAUUAUAAUAUUACUAUUGGCAAACACGAACAAAGUAUAAUGAUAUUAAAGGAUGAAGCUCUUUCUGCUCAAACUCAUUUGUCUCGUGCUGAGGUUCAAUUAGAAAAUCUACGUCAAGAAAGGCAAUUAUUGCGUGACUCUGAAGGGCGUCUUUUGAAGGAACGAGAAAUAUUCCAAAGAGAAAGACAAACGCAAGCUUUAUUAAGAGCAGAUGUAGAAUCAAUUAAAGCUUGUUUGGAACGUGUUCAAGCGGAAAAUCAAUUACGUGCCGAACAACGGUUGGAUGAUGCAACGAGAGAAUGUGCUGCUUUAAGACGACGUCUGCAAGAAGAACAGGAUCGAUUUAGAGAACUUUCAUCGCAUUUAGAAAAACAAUAUACUACAGCACAGGAACGUCUGAUAGAGGAAAGAGAAAUAACAGAACGAAUUCGUUCAGAAUUAGAACAAGCUCGCAAGGCAGAAACAGAAACUGCUCAAAAACUUGAGGAAGUCAAUACGAAAUUAAGAGAGACAGUUGCUCAUUCAAUAUCGAAACCUUUUACUAGCGAUGAAAAUAUGGGAAAAAGAUUGAAGGAGUUAGAAAUGCAAUUAGCUAAUAAUCAGGCAGAAGUAAAAUCUCUAACGGAGCAAUUAAGAACUUCGCGUCAACAGGGUCAGCAAUAUUGUGAUAUCGCUGAAAGUGCAGAGUCACAGCUUAGAGAAUUAACAGAACAACAUAAUAAAUGUAAAGAAGAAUUAGAAAAUGCACUAAAACAAUCUAGAGUUGAAGUUAUGUCACUUCAAAAACGAGUUAAAGAAUUGGGAGAUGAACUAGCAAAGAUAUCAAGUGGUCGUCAAGAAACUGAUUCCGAGUUGCGACAAAAGCUCGCAGAGGCUGAAAGGAAACUUGAAGAACUUGACGAAGUCAAAGGAGAAUUAGAGCUUGUUAAAAGUGAUUUACAGAAUGCUUCUACGACAGCAUUAGAAACUGAAGAAAAAUAUGCAAGAGAAAUGGUUUUGCAUUCGGUGGAUUUACAGGCAUUAGCAAAAUUAAAAGAGGAAGUACAAAAUGUAGAUCAGAAAAUGGCAACAUUGACACAAGAAAGAAAUGCAGCUGUUGAAGCUUUAGAAUUGGAAAGAUCUGGAUUUAAGGAGAGAGAGAAAAAGUUGCUUGAUGAGGUUCAAGAAACUCUAAAAAGGAUCGAAGACCUGGAUACACAAAAUUCUCUGUUACACGAUCAGAUUCAAGAGUUAAGCGACAAAACAGCUAUUAUGCAAAGUCAACAAGCAAAGGGAAGUGGUCGAGAGAGUCCUGAUACUAGUAUUGAGGCAAUGAAUCGUAGUUUCAGUAUUAUGGACGAAGAUUCUAAAUCUGCUGAACAAUUGCUUAAAGUUAUGAAAUAUUUGAGACGCGAGAAAGAUUUAGCCGUAGCUAAAUUCGACGUUCUCAGGGCAGAAAAUUUGAGACUAAAAUCUCAAGUAGAUGUGGCAGAGAAACGAUUGAAAGAGACUGAAACUGUUCUUAAUUCCGAAAGAGAAAAAUCAGAAAUUAAUGUGGUAACUACGUCUAAACAUGCCGAAUUAUUACGCAAAAUUGAAACAUUAAAUGCUAUAACUGAUUCUAAUAGAAUUUUGAGAGAAGAAAGAGAUAGUUUGACAGCAAAGGUCACGGAACUAAUGUCAAAGGUAACUGUACUUUCUGAAGAGUUAGUGCCACUUCGUGAUACAUCAAGAGAUUUGACAGCGAAGAAUGAGGCAUUAGUACAAGAAAAUACUGGGCUUAAAGGAGAAGCUACGAGAUGGAGACAAAGAGCUAACGCAUUAGUAGAAAGAGCUAACAAAGCUAGUCCUGAGGAUUGGCGUAGAUUACAAACUGAACGUGAAAGUCUAAGUAAAUUACUUACUUCUGAACGCGAAACACAUGCUAAACGUACAGAAGAAUUAAAUCAAUUGAAAAUAGAGAAAACAAAAUUAGAAGAACAAUUGUCUCAACUUCAGAAACAGGUGCAGGUACAAGGGGAACAAGUUUCCAAAAUUUCAGAGGAUGCACGCAAAUUGGGUCAAGAUUUAAACGAAGCACUUGCGGAUUCUUCUUCGAAAGCUAAAGAUCUAGCGACUUUAAAGAAAGAACUUGGCGAUAAGGAGGUGGUUUUGAACGAUAUUAAGAAUAAGGAAAUUCAAAUAAGAAAGAUCGCUAAAAAAUAUAAAACUCAAUUUGAGGAACUAGCUAAAACAGUUGAAGAAGAAAAAAACAGAUCGGAAGAAUCGCGAAUGUCUUCCGCUAAUACUGGUAAUGAAGAUGCUGGACAGGUAACACAGGAACGCGAAGACCAAUUACGAGAAGAGGGCCGACAAGAAUUACGCCAGGUGAAUGUUGAAUUAACAACGAAGAUCGAUGAGUUGACUCGUCAGAUGACAGUUGUUCAAAGUGAAGCAGAAACCCUCAAGAAAGAGAUAGAUACGAUGAAUAAGACUAGUGUAGAAAAGGAAGAGCGCGCUAAACAAGUACUAAAAGGUGCCAGAACAAAGAUCAUGCAGCUUACGGAAUCAAAGAAAAUGUGUGAAAAAGAAUUACUUGAUUUGAAAGCAAAGGUAGAAUCUGGAUCAAAUGAUUCGGAUACGUCGGAACAUGACGCUAGACUUGCUGCAUUGAAAUCUCAAAUGGAAGGAAGGAUAUCUCGCUUAGAACACGAGAAGACGGAAAUUCAAGCGGAAAAGGAAGCUCUAUUACAACGUAUUACACAAUUGCAGAGACAAUUAACAGGAGUUAGCGGGGUUAGUGCAACGACUGAACCUCCUACUGCUAAUAUUAAACCUAUGUCAGCUCGUGCAGAAACCCCUCUGGCAAGCAUUAGACCAAUGAGUGUAGUGGUUCAAUCUAGAACAGCAGCCGUGUUACCAACGACUGCAACUGCACCCGUUAUGGUUGCUCCACAUCAACAGCAACAACCCCAACAACAAAUAGUCCAUACAACUGAGACAAGUUCUCCCACAAGUAGCCUAACUGAUUUCCAACCAGCUAGCACAAGCAGCUCUUCACAGACUGCACCAAGUACAUUGCGUCAGCUUGUCGUUCAACCACAGUUGAGCGAAUCUGCCGAAUCGACUCAAAGAGAAGACGCAGAGAGUGCUGAAACUUUAAAUGUACAACAACAACAAUGUCAGCAACAACAACAGCAACAGCAGCAACAACAAACCGUGGCAUUAGUUAGUCCGCGAGUUGAACAACAGCAACAACAACAACAAGCAGUAGCCAGCGAUCAACAGCAAACAGUGGCUAGUAGUUCUACGCAAUCAGUUAGCACAUCCCAAGCGUCUACCGGUCAUAAACGUCCCAGGACACUUGAUUCCACUGCAACCGGAUCAGGAAUAAUAGAAGAUCACAGUAGGCAAGAACAAGUACUUAGUCCAAAAACCAAGAGGAGUAGACAACAAGAGUUAGGGUCAUCAGCAAGUGCUAGUAUUUCAGAAAUAGAAUAUCAGGUACCUACCUCUAGUCAACGUGAUCAAGAUGAAGAGGUUGAGGAAGGGUGUGUAGUAAUAGUAGAUUGUGACGAGGGGGAAGGAGGUGGAAAUAAUCAAGCGCAAGAAGAAGAAGAAUUCGAUAAUGAUCCGUAUGAAGAAAUGGAAGAGGAAGAUGAAAUGCCCUAUGAAGUUGAAGCAGAGGUAGAAAGAGAUAACAAUGAAGUUGAAAUUAUAAUGGAAGAAGAUUCAGCUAGCGCAGAGGUUCCGAGACAGGCUCAAGCGACGAUACCUGUAAAUCAACAACAACAACAAUCAGAAGCGAUUAGUAGUGCCGGACAAACCGGCGAACCACCAACUUCCUUUACGUCACGUUCGUCACGUGGUAUUGCACCGAUGCCUCGACAACAGCAACAACAACAUUUGCUUUUGCCACAACAAGGAUACGAAGAUGGAGGUGACGAUAGUAUAGUACCCAGUACGCCCACACUGUUUGUUCCUCGACGGGGUGACGGAUUUGGAGAAGCUGUGAGUUCACCUCAAGUACCUCAAGCACGAUUUACUUUUGGAGACUCGUCAGCAUCCGGUACAGCUUCUUCGACACCUUCGUUAACAACUACUACAGGAACUGUUACUCGAACAAUAUUUGGCUCAUUAAGUUCAGGAGCGGCUCAAGUAGUACAAGAAAGCAUAGAUGAUAGUAGGAUAGAUCUUGUUCAAUUAGAAGAUGGCGGUACUGGACGUAGCGUACCUACUACUCCUUUACAGGUUUCACCAGCUGCAGAUUUACCACCAUCUACUAGUAGUGGACCAUCGGAAGAACAAGAAACUCCCGUUUCUGUGACAACAGUACCGGUAAUAGGUGCAUCCGUGACCGACACUAACGAGGAAUCCACUAUUCCGAGUAUCCGUGUAGUUAGUGCGGAUCAACAACAACAACAGGGUCAAACGGAAGCUAUCACAGAAUCGAGUACAAUGCCAACUGAAGGAGUGAGUUCAGAAGGUGAAAAGCGGACAGAAGAAGCUGGAUCUUUAGUGCCCGGUGAUGACGAUGCCGUUGACACGGGAGAAGGAGUGGAAGAACCUGGAAGUGACAUAGUUGAAGACGAUACCGAGGAAGAAAGUAGAGAAGCGGAAGCAUCUCCUUCUAGUAAUACUCGUCAACGAACAAUGGCAGCUGCUGCAGCAGCUGCAGCUGCAACGGCUAAUGGUAACAGAGGUACACCACUUCGAAGAUCAGCACGAUCUCCGUUUCGUGCUCGCGGAGCAAGACCGACGCCUAUUGUCUGGGAAAGUCAAUCUGGGAGAGGACAAAAUGUAAUGCGUGGACAUGCAACACGAGGAACGAAUAAUGAAGGUGGAAGAGGUCGAGGUACUAGAGGACGUAGAUCAAUGCGUGGUAAGUAUCCAUACGCGCGCUUUUAACUUUACUAUAUAAGUCAGAUAUAAACAUACAUUCUCUUUUUACAUCCUUUGAAUGUAAAGUAUUAAUUUUAAGAAGUGCUUAUAAGAUAUCUUAUCUAGUUAUUGAAUACAAGAAAUAUAAGUGAACUUUAAAGAAUUAAGCAACAGUACAUCUUCGCAGAAAAUGUUUAUGAAAAUAUAUAUUUCAUAAGAUUAGGGUAUUAAAGCAU
This is a messenger RNA of Vespa mandarinia (Asian giant hornet), 7608 nucleotides long. RefSeq names its product nuclear basket protein megator (gene Mgtor). The record is from RefSeq and is a predicted model, not a curated record. Gene Ontology annotation, cellular component: nuclear pore. Gene Ontology annotation, molecular function: structural constituent of nuclear pore. NCBI's taxonomy places the organism in Eukaryota, Metazoa, Arthropoda, Insecta, Hymenoptera, Vespidae. Gene Ontology annotation, biological process: protein import into nucleus; regulation of mitotic spindle assembly; mRNA export from nucleus.